This is a messenger RNA of Betta splendens (Siamese fighting fish), 1964 nucleotides long. RefSeq names its product family with sequence similarity 219 member Ab (gene fam219ab). NCBI's taxonomy places the organism in Eukaryota, Metazoa, Chordata, Actinopteri, Anabantiformes, Osphronemidae. The transcript has 6 exons. Bases 58 to 639 code for a protein of 193 amino acids. The record is from RefSeq and is a predicted model, not a curated record.
CCGCUUCCAACCGUCCGUUCGCAGGAAAAGGGGGGGAGAAAGAGGCGCGCCGCCAAAAUGAUGGAGGAGAUAGACAGGUUCCAAGUGCCGAGUGCGGUGCAGGAGGCGGAGAUGCAGGCAGAGAUGCAGCCGCUGGACCCGGCCUCCUCCACGGCCUCCGAGGCGGACUCCGACGCCAGAGAGGGGGAACCCGUCACCAUCAAUUACAAGCCCUCGCCCCUGCAGAUGAAAAUAGAGAAGCAGAGGGAGCUGGCCAGAAAGGGCUCGUUGAAGAGCGGCACCGCCGUCGGCAGCCCGGUCAACCAGCAGCCCAAGAAGAACAACACGGUCAUGGCCAGAACACGGCUGGUGGUGCCCAAUAAAGGCUACUCCUCAUUAGACCAGAGCCCGGAUGAGAAGCCCUUGGUGGCCUUAGACACAGACAGCGAUGACGACUUCGACAUGUCCAGGUACUCCUCCUCGGGAUACUCCUCUGCCGAGCAAAUCAACCAGGAUUUGAACAUCCAGCUCCUGAAGGACGGCUACCGCCUGGACGAGAUCCCGGACGACGAGGACCUGGACCUGAUCCCGCCCAAAUCAGUCAACCCCACCUGCAUGUGCUGCCAAGCGACCUCCUCCACCACCUGUCAAAUACAGUAACCCGGCUCCAAUGCCCUCCUGACCCCCGCCCCCCCAACCCAAUGAGUUUCACCCACUGAGUUCACUUCGCUGCCAGAGUGACAGCGAAGCAUCGGUAGAAUAUUGUAAUGACAGUAAGUGCUAUGACGACAACUAAUUCAAUUAAUAUAUAGAAUCUUUGGUUUGAAGCCUACAAGGAAAAUGUAAAAGUAUUCUAUAUGUAUCAGUGCAUGGUGGUUUCCUCCUAUGGCAGGACAUGCACCUACGUUACAGAGCCCUCGUGAAUAUAAUGCAACAUAACGCCUGUAUGUGAGUACAGCCUAGCAGAGGGCAGAUGGAGGCUGUGAAGGCAGUUCAUAUCAUGGUACCUGUUGGCUCAAGUGUUCGGUUCUGCUUUGCCCGAGUCCUGGCCUGCGUUUUGUUUGGUUGCAUGAUUUUGGUUUUGAUGCUUUUCACUUUUCAACCGAGGGAUCUGACUGAACUUGGAAAGGCACGAUACCUGGUGGUGUAUUAAUAGUGAUGUAGCACAGACCGGGUCCUGGCUUGGGAUGUUUCACCACAGAAUUAACGGAUGAAUGUACUGUAUGAAUGGCUGAGGAACAAAUAGCAUGAAGAGCAUCACUUAAAGAUGGAACGGAGAAGAAUGAGCACGUAGCUUGUUGCACAUUUGAUUUUAGCCAAAUUUCCACUGUCAUGUCCCACUGUUGUGACACUGGCUUGAAUUCUGUUUUUUGCAGUUGCACAUUUUGUUCUCAGAUUAUUUUUAGCGGCGUUCUCUUUCCUGCAUAGCAGCGACUGUGUCUUAUCUGGAACGGACUGUGUUAAAAGGGAAGAUCAGGCUUGUAAUGUUUUGCUGACAUGAUUCUCUUGCUAUGAGACCCCAUCCGGCCGGGGGGGGGGGGCACACGCGUAUAAGCACAGCACAGCACACGCACACACACACACACACACACACACACACACACACACACACACAAAUGAAGAGUGGGAUGGCGUCUGAUGCUUGACUGACGGCUGGGAGUAGUUUUUAUUAAUUGCAACUAUGAGCGUUAACUUGGAGCAUUAACAUCCUUCGUUUACAAGCCUCUUCGCCAACCGAUUAUUUGCAGUUAGCGUUUGCCUUAAGUACAGAGAAGUUUUACACGCGUGUGUAUUUAUUGCCAUCUUCAUCCUAUAUUAUGAGCAUUUGCUGUCUGUGAAGUUGCUUUAUUCACAUCUAGACACAGGUGGUAAAUGUUUAACUUUCAUUUUCCUUUUUUUUAUAUUGCAAUCACCAUUACAGUAUUUAACAAUGUUCUUGUUAUGUGCAGUGUAUAAAAACAACAAAUAAACACAAAGCUAAUGUA